This is a messenger RNA of Trichophyton benhamiae CBS 112371, 1056 nucleotides long. Its product is annotated as mitochondrial phosphate transporter Pic2, putative. Bases 1 to 1056 code for a protein of 351 amino acids. Gene Ontology annotation, biological process: mitochondrial phosphate ion transmembrane transport. NCBI's taxonomy places the organism in Eukaryota, Fungi, Ascomycota, Eurotiomycetes, Onygenales, Arthrodermataceae. The transcript is spliced from 4 exons. Gene Ontology annotation, cellular component: mitochondrial inner membrane. Gene Ontology annotation, molecular function: phosphate transmembrane transporter activity. The record is from RefSeq and is a predicted model, not a curated record.
AUGUCUUCGAUAUUCCCAGGUAGCUUGUUUAGUGGUGAAGCUUCUGUACAGGAUCCCUAUUCGAAAUGCGGGGUAUACCCUGGAGCAACUGGCUCUCUUAAAAGAACACCCUUUCCAGCAUGGAGUGUUGCCGAGGAUGUCAAAAGGAAUACUAGGUCCCCCCAAGAAGUUGGUAGUAUGGGCUCCAAAGGAACCGGCCCGGCUGGGAAAAUCGAGCUAUACUCUGGAAAGUAUUAUGCGUCUUGUAUAACAGGAGGCAUACUUGCUUGUGGACUAACUCAUGCAGCCGUGACCCCGCUAGAUCUAGCAAAAUGUCGGCUGCAGGUGGACCCAACAAUGUAUAAAGGCAUUAUUGAUGCAUGGGGCAAAAUUGGCCGCGCCGAAGGUAUUCGAGGGAUUUUCACUGGAUGGAGUCCAACUUUCUUUGGAUACUCGGCCCAGGGAGCGUUCAAAUACGGAGGGUAUGAAUUUUUCAAGAAAUACUACUCUGACCUACUGGGAGAGGACAUUUCUAGCCGCUGGAGGACACCAGUCUAUCUUGCCGCAAGUGCAUCUGCAGAAUUCAUUGCUGACGUUGCUCUUUGUCCAUUCGAAGCGGUAAAGGUGCGAAUGCAGACUACCAUCCCCCCGUUUGCAAGAGGGACAUUCACUGCCAUUUCGCACGUUACCGCGAAAGAGGGCGUAGCUGGUCUUUAUAAAGGACUGUAUCCGCUCUGGGGUCGACAGAUACCAUACACCAUGAUGAAAUUUGCCUCAUUCGAGAAGGUUGUUGAGAUGAUAUACAACUAUCUCCCUGGCCAAAAAUCAGACUAUAAUAAGGGAGCCCAGACAGCGGUGGCAUUUGCUGGAGGAUAUGUGGCUGGUAUUCUGUGCGCAGCCGUAUCCCAUCCCGCAGAUGUGAUGGUGAGCAAGCUCAAUGCCAACCGUUUGCCUGGAGAAGGCUUUGGAGCCGCCAUAGGACGCAUAUAUAAGCAGAUUGGCUUCGUCGGCCUGUGGAAUGGCCUCCCCGUGAGGAUUGUGAUGGUCGGAACCCUGGUAUGUACCUUCUCUGCUUGA